This is a messenger RNA of Colletotrichum higginsianum IMI 349063, 591 nucleotides long. RefSeq names its product Mpv17/PMP22 family protein. Gene Ontology annotation, cellular component: cytoplasm; membrane. The record is from RefSeq and is a predicted model, not a curated record. NCBI's taxonomy places the organism in Eukaryota, Fungi, Ascomycota, Sordariomycetes, Glomerellales, Glomerellaceae. The coding region runs from base 1 to 591 and encodes 196 amino acids. The transcript has a single exon.
AUGCCAUCGAUCCUCGCCACGGCGAUCCAGUCAUCACUCCUCAAAGGCACCGCAAACUUCACGGCGCAGAUCGUCAACCAGCACCGGCUGCCCGGCGGCGGGCCCCCGCUCGACGUGCGUCGCGUGCUCGAGUUUGCCACCUUCGGCUUCAUCCAGGGCCACAUCAACUACUGGUGGCAGCACUUCCUCGAGGACCGCUUCCCGAACUCCGCCGCCGCCGCCGCCGGGGGCCGCCGGGGCCGAAAGGCCUCCAUCGUCGAGCCCCGGGUCGAAAAGCCCGAGAAGCCCGAGGGGCCGCCCCCCAAAAACUACUUCAAUGUCGCCCGCAAGAUCCUGGUCGACCAGACCAUCGGCCUGUUCAUGAUGAACUCGGCCUUCCUCAUCAUCACGUCCGCCCUGCGCCUUGGCUUCUCGCCCCUGGUCUACCAGAUCUGGAGCGAGCGCAUCUUCGACCUGAUCAAGGCGGCGUGGAAGUUUUGGCCGCUGGUGGCCCUGUUUAACUUUGCACUCAUGCCCGUGGGAUACAGGGCGCUGGUCGGCAUGUGUGUCGGGUUCAUAUGGAACAUGUUUCUCACGUUUUUUCUCCUGUAA